GGAAGGAGCAGGUAUCUCCCCAACUGGGAUCCUGCUGUUCCUGUCAACCUUCGGCUGGCUGGCAGGGAGGUAGUGCCGAGCUGGGGACACUGGUGUGGGCAAACAUGUGCAGCAACAACUAGAGGCCUCGGGACAGGUUAACGUGUGGCCCCAGAGUAGAGGGGAGAAGCAAGAGGUGCCCUGGACCAUGGCAGCCUCCCGCCUGGACUUCGGGGAGGUGGAAACUUUCCUAGAUAGGCACCCAGAAUUGUUUGAAGAUUACUUGAUGAGAAAAGGAAAGCAGGAGCUGGUGGACAAGUGGCUACAAAGACACAGUUCGGGACAGGGGGCUUCGGGCCUGAAGCCUGCCCUGGCUGGCGCUAGCAGCUUGGCUCAGAGCAAUACCAGAGGCAGCACUGGCACAGGUGGUGGUGCUGGACCCCAGGGUUCUGCCCACAGCCAUCCCACGCCCGGUGGUGGGGAAAGUGCUGGGGUUCCCUUGAGUCCCAGUUGGGCCAGUGGCAGCCGGGGUGAUGGCAGCCUGCAGCGGAGAGCUUCGCAGAAAGAGCUGAGGAAGAGCUUUGCCCGCUCCAAAGCCAUCCAUGUGAACAGGACCUACGACGAACAGGUGACCUCCCGGGCCCAGGAGCCCCUGAGCAGUGUCCGGCGGAGAGCCCUGCUCAGAAAGGCCAGCUCUCUGCCCCCCACCACAGCUCACAUUCUCAGUGCCCUGCUGGAAUCGAGAGUGAAUCUGCCUCAGUAUCCCCCUACGGCCAUCGACUACAAAUGCCACCUCAAAAAGCAUAACGAGCGCCAGUUUUUCCUGGAACUGGUCAAGGACAUCUCCAAUGACCUUGACCUCACCAGCCUAAGCUACAAGAUCCUCAUCUUUGUCUGUCUCAUGGUGGAUGCUGACCGUUGCUCGCUCUUCUUAGUGGAAGGGGCAGCUGCAGGCAAGAAGACUUUAGUCUCCAAGUUUUUUGAUGUGCACGCAGGAACCCCACUGCUCCCCUGCAGCAGCACAGAGAACUCAAAUGAAGUGCAGGUUCCCUGGGGCAAAGGUAUCAUUGGCUAUGUCGGGGAACAUGGAGAAACUGUCAACAUCCCCGAUGCCUACCAGGACCGAAGAUUCAAUGAUGAAAUUGACAAGCUGACUGGAUACAAGACAAAAUCACUAUUGUGCAUGCCUAUCCGGAACAGUGACGGGGAGAUUAUCGGUGUGGCCCAGGCGAUAAAUAAGGUCCCUGAGGGUGCUCCAUUUACAGAAGAUGACGAAAAAGUUAUGCAGAUGUAUCUUCCGUUCUGUGGAAUCGCCAUCUCUAACGCUCAGCUCUUCGCUGCCUCGAGGAAAGAAUAUGAAAGAAGCAGGGCCUUGCUGGAGGUGGUCAAUGACCUCUUUGAAGAACAGACCGACCUGGAAAAGAUCGUCAAGAAAAUAAUGCAUCGGGCCCAAACUCUGUUGAAAUGUGAACGUUGUUCCGUCUUACUUCUAGAAGACAUUGAAUCACCAGUGGUGAAGUUUACCAAAUCCUUUGAACUGAUGUCCCCAAAGUGCAGCGCUGAUGCUGAGAACAGUUUCAAAGAAAGCGUGGAGAAAUCGUCAUACUCCGACUGGCUGAUAAAUAACAGCAUCGCUGAGCUGGUUGCUUCGACAGGCCUUCCUGUGAAUGUCAGCGAUGCCUACCAGGACCCGCGCUUUGACGCUGAGGCUGACCAGAUAUCUGGUUUUCAUAUAAGAUCUGUUCUCUGUGUCCCUAUUUGGAACAGCAAUCACCAAAUAAUUGGGGUCGCUCAAGUGUUGAACAGACUUGAUGGGAAGCCUUUUGAUGAUGCAGACCAAAGGCUUUUUGAGGCCUUUGUCAUCUUUUGUGGCCUUGGUAUUAACAACACAAUUAUGUACGAUCAAGUGAAGAAGUCCUGGGCCAAGCAGUCUGUGGCUCUUGAUGUGCUGUCUUACCACGCCACGUGUUCCAAGGCUGAAGUCGACAAGUUUAAGGCAGCCAACAUCCCCCUGGUGUCAGAACUGGCCAUCGAUGACAUCCAUUUCGAUGACUUUUCCCUUGAUGUUGAUGCCAUGAUCACAGCUGCUCUACGGAUGUUCAUGGAGCUGGGGAUGGUUCAGAAAUUUAAAAUCGACUAUGAGACCCUGUGCAGGUGGCUUCUAACAGUAAGGAAAAACUAUCGGAUGGUUCUCUACCACAACUGGAGGCACGCCUUCAACGUGUGCCAACUGAUGUUUGCCAUGAUAACUACUGCUGGGUUUCAAGAGAUUCUGACCGAGGUGGAAAUUUUAGCGGUGAUUGUGGGAUGCCUGUGUCAUGACCUCGACCACAGGGGAACCAACAAUGCCUUCCAAGCUAAGAGUGACUCUGCACUGGCCCAACUCUACGGGACCUCCGCGACCUUAGAGCAUCACCAUUUUAACCAUGCAGUGAUGAUCCUUCAGAGUGAGGGUCACAACAUCUUUGCUAAUCUGUCCUCCAAGGAAUACAGUGACCUCAUGCAGCUCCUGAAGCAGUCAAUAUUAGCCACAGACCUCACACUCUACUUUGAGAGAAGAACUGAGUUCUUUGAGCUUGUCAGUAAAGGAGACUACGAUUGGAGCAUCACAAGCCACCGAGAUGUGUUUCGAUCAAUGUUAAUGACAGCCUGUGACCUUGGAGCCGUGACCAAACCGUGGGAGAUCUCCAGACAGGUGGCUGAACUUGUAACCAGCGAGUUCUUUGAACAAGGAGAUCGGGAGAGGUCAGAACUCAAGCUCACUCCCUCUGCUAUUUUUGACCGGAACCGGAAAGAUGAACUGCCUCGGCUGCAACUGGAGUGGAUUGAUAGUAUCUGCAUGCCUUUGUAUCAGGCCUUGGUGAAAGUCAAUGCAAAACUGAAGCCGAUGCUGGAUUCAGUGGCUGCCAACCGAAGGAAGUGGGAAGAGUUGCACCAAAAAAGACUACAGGUCUCUGCUGCCUCGCCAGUCCCUGCCAGUCCCAUGGUGGCCAGGGAGGACAGACUGUAACUCACCCAGAGCCACUGCGCCACCCUUUGGCCGGGAGAGUUCUCUGCAUCCCGAGCCCUUCAUCCUAUUCGUUCAGCUCCGACAGUCCUAAAGCUUUGACUGUAUCAGGAAGCACACAAGAAAUUGUGCUUGGCAGCAGAGGAACGAUAGAUAAAGGAUGGAGGGGGACAGAGAAUAUGAUCCAUACUGCUGGAUUUGGAUCCAUGGACCUGAAUGCCAUCAGCCCCACUCCUACCGAGUUGAGAGGACACCAUGGUAAAAGUGUCACUAUGGCUGCUUCCUGUAUGGUACUUUUCUGUUAUGAGCACUUCCUUUCUUUGCAGCCUCUCCUAGAGCAGGCUCUCGCAGCAGACGGUCCGAGAAUGCAGAUUUGCGUUCUAGAUGUUUUAUUCUAAUCCUACUGCUUCUUUGUGAUGCGACAGACCCUUGGUCUCCUUGCCUAGUGGAUAGACCUACGCCCCAUAUUAGCACCAGAUAACCCCAAUCUUAUUUCCCACAGUAGUGAUAUAGUGUGUUUGUCUAAUUGGUGUUACACAGGAUCUGUAACUCUGCAGUGAGAUAGAUCAUGGUUCAGUUUUCUAAUUCAGCCUGUAUUCAGCCUUUUGUAAGCAAAGUCUUUUUCUAGGAGGAACAGACUAACAAUUUUAUUAAAGCAAAGGAGAAAGGGGAUCUAAGGCCACAUGUACCACAAGUGACAUGUAUGAACACUGGGUGACAUGUAUGAACACUGGAACUACUUCCAACAGUGAGAGAUACUUCACAGGUGCAGAGGAGCCCUGUGACCAAACAUGGAAUAGCUUGAGGUAAUGGGGAUGAAGGUUUGAGGAUAAAAUUUAAGGAGCCAUGAUUUUACAUUUUUCCUUGCAUGUAAAAAAGAAUAUUCUAGAAAGGCCAGGGAAAAAAAGCAUCUGUACAACCUAUAUCUGCUAGGAAGUCAGAUCUAUAGCACAUGAAAACAGUUUUUUUUUUUCCUUAUUAGGUAUUUUCUUUAUUUACAUGUAAAUUUCUCCAUUCCUAGUUUCCCCU
Mastomys coucha (southern multimammate mouse) is the source of this 4015-nucleotide messenger RNA. RefSeq names its product phosphodiesterase 11A (gene Pde11a). The record is from RefSeq and is a predicted model, not a curated record. Lineage: Eukaryota; Metazoa; Chordata; Mammalia; Rodentia; Muridae. The transcript has 20 exons. Gene Ontology annotation, biological process: signal transduction. The coding region runs from base 188 to 2989 and encodes 933 amino acids. Gene Ontology annotation, molecular function: 3',5'-cyclic-nucleotide phosphodiesterase activity; protein binding.